Molecule: messenger RNA, 1092 nt
Organism: Astrephomene gubernaculifera
Lineage: Eukaryota; Viridiplantae; Chlorophyta; Chlorophyceae; Chlamydomonadales; Astrephomenaceae
Source: the annotation of a GenBank genome assembly
AGUCUUCGUUGCUUACCACACACCACUUGUGACUUUUAUCAGGUCCAUAGUGCGAAUUGAGACGAGGAAUGUGAACUUGACUGGUGCUUCUGUUAACCGUCUGUCCUCUUUUCUGCUGCUGGAGGAUCAGAAAGAACAGACAAGAUGGGAAUUGCUUGCGUUGCUUUUAUAGGGCCACAGAACAAUCCAUUAUACCUUAGAAGCAUGGACCCGGCCUCUGAUGAACAAUACUUGAAAUUACACUACGUCGUGCAUUGUGCGCUGGAUGCUGUGGAGGAGAAAGUGCUCUUGAAGCGCGGUCCUGGCGACGCGCAGGAUGCAUAUCUGGGGCUUCUAUACCCCACUGAGGACUUCAAAGUAUACGGCUACCUGACCAACACGCACCUCAAGAUCCUGCUGCUGCUGGACGACGAGGGGCCGGCCAAGGACGAGGUGGUCAUGCGGGUGUUCCGGCGGCUGCACUCGCUGUACGUGGACACCGCCUCCAACCCCUUCCACGUCUUCGGACUGCCCAUCAGCUCGGCCCGCUUCGACGUGCAGCUGGAGCAGAUCGUGGCGGUCUACCCCAAGCCGGGAGCCUCGCUGGGGGGCUUCCUCACGUGAAAGGGAAUGGGGGUGCGGAACACAUCGUGAGGAGCGGGCAGGGGGCCAUGGACCUGGGCUUGAAGGGAGAGAGAGGGGGAGAAAGAGGGAGAAAGCCCGAGGUGGCGACGUGGGGAGGUGUGUGCUGUGUGCUGUGCUGGGGAGUGAGCCAGUGUGGCGCGUAUGAGGAGGAGGCAUCACAUCACGCAGCAGCACCGCAACGCCAGCAGCAGCAGUUUCGUUGGUGGACGCGCAAGGGACGCAUGAGCAUGUCGCAUGCCAGCCCUUGUUGGGUGCAAAGGGCAGGCUGCUAUAGGAUGUCGGAGGUAAUUAUAAAUUGGAGGAUGGCAACUUUGCUGCUGCUGCAGCUGCUGCUGGAUUUUGUUGCAUCGCCCUCUCCUGUCGGUGGGCUUGCUAGGACCCUCGUUCUUCAAUGCCUUUUUUACACGGUACGACCUGACCAGAGCCAGGUCAAACCAAACCAAGCCAGGAGGAACCAGGUCCGCGUUU